Messenger RNA from Lodderomyces beijingensis, 1377 nucleotides. The record is from the annotation of a GenBank genome assembly. Lineage: Eukaryota; Fungi; Ascomycota; Pichiomycetes; Serinales; Debaryomycetaceae.
AUGAUUGGGCUUAGAAGGGUGUCAAGGGUGUUGUUGUUGAGGCGGCUAUCGGCGUAUAGACUACUAUCGACCAAAGUGAAAGAAGUUGAGUCAUCGACAAACUCAAACCAUGCUAUCUCGAUGCGACAAUUACUAUAUACAACAGACGAGACAUCGCCAGGGUCGAUAUUCUUCUUGCCUCACGGCACGCGAGUGUUGAACAAACUCAUUCAGUUUAUGAAGAAUCAGCAGAUUAAGUACGGGUUUCAAGAGGUGGUGACGCCGUUGAUCUUUAAAACGAAAUUGUGGAAGAAAUCGGGACAUUGGGACAACUACAAGGAGGAUAUGUUCAAAGUGGUGGGGAAUGACGCCUCGAAAGACGAAGUUGCACAUUCACACGAGGAGCACGAGUACGGAUUGAAGCCCAUGAACUGUCCCGGUCAUUGCAUGAUCUUUGCCAAGUUCAACAGAACCUACAACGAGCUUCCAGUGCGGUACUCCGAUUUCAGCUCCUUGCACAGAAACGAAGCGAGUGGCGCGUUGAGCGGAUUGACCCGUGUGCGUAGGUUCCAUCAGGACGACGGGCACAUUUUCUGCGACAUGACCCAUAUAGAUCAAGAGAUUGAAAACACAAUCAACCUCAUCAAGGACACAUAUGCGGUGUUUGGCAUCAGCAAUAUCGAAUAUUACUUGUCGACGAGACCCGAGGAGAAAUUCAUUGGAGAUAUAGAAACUUGGGACGCGGCUGAGCUGAAACUAAAGCAAGUCUUGGACUCGUCAGCGGGCAAGGGGAACUGGGAGGUGCGCGAAGGCGAUGGUGCUUUUUACGGCCCCAAGAUUGACGUUCUCUUGACGGAUGCGUUUGAAAAGAAACACCAAGUUGCCACUAUUCAGCUCGACUUUCAGUUACCGAAAAGGUUUGAUCUAAAGUAUGUGUCGGCGGAUGGCUCCAUCGAUAAACAACCAAUCUUGAUCCACAGAGCAGUGUUUGGAUCGCUUGAAAGAUUCUUUGCUAUAUUGCUCGACCAUUUCCAAGGUAAAUGGCCCUUUUGGAUCAAUCCAAGACAAGCUAUUGUGAUUCCAGUCAAUGAGACCCACAUUGGCAAAGCAGAGGAGUUGCAGAGAAAAUUAUGCGGCGAUAUCAUAAACCACGAGCAAGCAGUUUCCCCCUUGACCGGAUUCAAUUUCCACGUUGACAUAGACAAGCGGCCCGCGACAAUAGGUGCAAGGACCAAAGAGGCGAUUCAAAAGGGCUAUUCGUACAUUAUCUUGUUGGGAGAUAAGGACAUUGCCAACGGCACCUACGCUGUCAGAACUCGCGAUGACCGCACAAUAACAAGCAUGACGAGCGACGAAAUCUAUCAAAUGUUUAUAGACUUAGAGAGAGCGUAUAAAUAG